CAACAACAACGACAACAACAACAAUCCAUCGAGCGACAAAACCAAAACGCGCAAGGCGAACACCAGAGGCGCGAUCUGGCCCAACGGAGCGCCCCCCGAUUCAGAGGCCAACCACCGCCCCCGCCGCCGGCAACCGCCGUCUCCGGUUGCCCCCUCUCCGGCGACCUCCGCCGCCGUCCGCGUCCGGGAGCGUCCACCACCCCCCGAUUCGGAGGCUGGGUCGCUGAGACUCGAGGCGACGAAUCGUAUCGACAGCUAUGCAGAGUCAGCUUGUCUGCAGUGGCUGUCGAAGCCUUCUUCUUUAUCCAAGAGGGGCUCCAAAUGUUUGCUGUGCAUUAUGUAGCACAAUAACCUCUGUUCCUCCUCCUGCCUUUGCAGGUUCAGAUAUGGCCCAGCUUAUAUGUGGAGGUUGCAGGACACUGCUUAUGUACACUCGUGGGGCAUCCAGUGUGAGAUGCUCCUGCUGUCACACUGUGAACCUUGCACCAGUUACACCUGCUUCCAAUCAAUUUGCUCAUGUAAAUUGUGGAAACUGCCGGACGAUGCUGAUGUACCCAUAUGGGGCUCCAUCUGUGAAGUGUGCAAUCUGUCACUACAUUACUAAUGUUGGUACGGGCAGUCCGAGGGUUUAUGUUCCAUCACAAAGACCCGAUGGACCACAGUCAGGGACAACACCGUCUACUUCAACGUCAAUGCCCCAAUCUACUCAAACUGUUGUGGUUGAGAACCCCAUGUCUGUCGACGAGAGUGGCAAACUGGUGACUAAUGUCGUCGUCGGCGUCACAACGGAGAAAAGAUGAUCUAUUUCCAUCAGUUGAAUAUGGACAUGGGGAUUGGUUGUGAAUACGAUGUGAGAAGGACAUUGACAUUAGUACUUCCAGUACAUUCAGAUUUCUGUCACUGUAUUGAAGAUCUUGUCAAACUUGGCUCAUUUGUUUGGCCCUAUAAUGCUUGUAGAGUGAAUAAAAGUCUUGAUAUUCCUAGAUGAGCUAUGAUAAAAAGGUGAUCUACUUUUGUCAGUUGAA
Messenger RNA from Syzygium oleosum, 1025 nucleotides. RefSeq names its product protein LSD1. The transcript is spliced from 7 exons. Lineage: Eukaryota; Viridiplantae; Streptophyta; Magnoliopsida; Myrtales; Myrtaceae. Bases 258 to 800 code for a protein of 180 amino acids. The record is from RefSeq and is a predicted model, not a curated record.